AUGAGUCACCUUUCUUCACCCCUUCAAAAACACAAGGGGGCUUCUAAAAACCAAGGCUUACUGACAGGUCCAGAAAGGGGCACAUCAGUAAGUGGUCCUAGUGCUAUGGCCACUGGAGCAAAGGAUCAACGACAAAGCCAUACCCAGACCCAGCUUCAGGUGCCCAACCGUCUGAUCCAUGAGAAGUCACCUUACCUAUUACAACAUGCCUACAACCCUGUGGACUGGUUCCCAUGGGGACAAGAAGCUUUUGAUAAAGCCAAGGAUGAAAACAAACCAAUUUUUCUUUCAGUUGGCUAUUCAACUUGUCACUGGUGUCAUGUGAUGGAAGAGGAAUCGUUUCGGAAUAAGGAGAUCGGACAGAUACUCAGCGAGGACUUUGUGAGUGUGAAGGUAGAUCGAGAAGAGCGUCCUGAUGUGGACAAAGUGUACAUGACCUUCGUGCAGGCCACCAGCAGUGGUGGAGGCUGGCCCAUGAAUGUGUGGCUGACCCCUGACCUCCAACCAUUUGUUGGGGGGACAUAUUUCCCCCCCGAGGAUGGACUAACACGCGUUGGUUUCCGAACUGUCCUCCUGAGGAUCCGUGAUCAGUGGAAACAAAACAAGGCAACACUAUUAGAAAACAGUCAACGGGUCACAGCUUCCCUGUUGGCCAGGUCUGAGAUCACUGUGGGCGACCGAGAACUACCCCCCUCUGCCGUAGCAGUCAGCCAGCGGUGUUUCCAACAGCUGGAGGAGGUCUAUGAUGAAGAGCAUGGCGGUUUUGCAGAGGCCCCCAAAUUCCCCACACCUGUGAUCUUAAGCUUCCUGUUCUCUUAUUGGGCCACUCAUCGAAUGACCUCUGAUGGUUUUCGAGCCCAGCAAAUGGCCAUGCACUCACUGAAGAUGAUGGCAAAUGGAGGCAUCCGGGACCAUGUGGGACAGGGUUUUCAUCGCUAUUCCACUGACCGUCAGUGGCACAUCCCUCACUUUGAGAAAAUGCUCUAUGACCAGGCCCAGCUGGCAGUAGCCUACACACAGGCCUUCCAGAUCUCUGGAGAUGAAUUAUUUUCCGAUGUUGCCAAAGGCAUCCUACAGUAUGUGAGCCAGAGCUUGAGCCAUCUGUCUGGAGGCUUCUACAGUGCAGAGGAUGCAGAUUCUGUGCCUGAGGGGGAAGUGAAGCCCAAGGAGGGAGCCUAUUACCUGUGGACAGUGAAUGAGAUCAAAGCCUUACUUCCAGAGCCCGUGGAAGGUGCUACUGAGCCACUGACUCUUGGUCAACUCUUCAUGAAGCAUUACGGAGUUACUGAAACAGGCAACAUAGGAAGUACCCAGGACCCUCAUGGAGAGCUGCAGGGCCAGAAUGUGUUGACAGUGAGGUACUCGAUGGAUCUCACUGCUGCUCGGUUUGGCCUGGAAGCAGAGACUGUGCGGACGCUGCUAGAUACUGGGCGUGAGAAGCUCAUACAGAUCCGAAAACGUCGAUCUCGCCCCCGAUUGGACAUCAAGAUGCUUGCUGCCUGGAAUGGAUUGAUGGUAUCUGGCUUUGCAGUAGCAGGGGCUGUCCUGGGCAAAGAAGAACUGAUCAGCCAGGCCAUUGAUGGGGCCAAGUUUUUGAAACGGCACCUAUUUGAUGUCAGUAGUGGGCGACUUGUUCGGGGGUGCUAUGCAGCUGUUGGGGGAACUGUAGAGCAGAGUUCCUCACAGUUCUGGGGCUUUCUAGAAGACUACGCCUUUGUGAUCCGGGGCUUGUUGGACUUGUAUGAAGCCUCCAGGGAAUCUGCAUGGCUGGAAUGGGCACUGAGGUUACAGGAAAUGCAGGAUAGACUCUUCUGGGACAGCCAAGGAGGCGGCUAUUUCUGCAGCGAGGCCGAACUGGGGGGCAACCUCCCUCUUAGGCUCAAAGAUGAUCAGGAUGGCUCUGAGCCCAGUGCUAACUCGGUGUCUGCCCACAACCUACUGCGGCUUCAUGGUUACACUGGUCGGAGGGACUGGAUGGACAAGUGUGUCAAACUGCUGACUGCCUUCUCUGAUCGGCUUAGGAGGGUCCCUGUGGCACUGCCAGAGAUGGUCCGGGCUCUGAGCAUCCAGCAGCAGACAAUGAAGCAGAUUGUCAUCUGCGGGAGCCCCCAGAGUCAAGACACCAAGGCUUUGAUUGACUGUGUCCACUCCAUCUAUGUGCCCAACAAAGUGCUAAUCCUCUAUGAUGGAGAGCCUACCAGCUUCCUUGCCCGACAGUUACCAUUCCUGACCAGGCUUCAAAAGGUAGAGAGCCAAGCCACAGCUUACAUAUGUGAAAAUCAGGCUUAUUCCUUGCCUGUCACAGAUCCUGCUGAACUUCGAAAACUGUUGCUCCUAUGA
This is a messenger RNA of Trichosurus vulpecula (common brushtail), 2340 nucleotides long. It is a transcript of the gene SPATA20, whose product is annotated as spermatogenesis associated 20. Bases 1 to 2340 code for a protein of 779 amino acids. Lineage: Eukaryota; Metazoa; Chordata; Mammalia; Diprotodontia; Phalangeridae. The transcript is spliced from 16 exons. The record is from RefSeq and is a predicted model, not a curated record. Gene Ontology annotation, biological process: carbohydrate metabolic process.